UGUAGUGGCGAUAAGAUUACUUUGGGACAAGUAAAAAUACUUCGCUCAUUAUAAUGACAUUUAAUUUAAGUGAUUUCAGAUAACGUUGACUGAAGACUGAAUAGUUACAAUCCAACAUGCUGGUGCAAAGAUUUGAUAAACUGCGUUCAUUAACCAAAAUCGUGAAUAGUCGUACGCUUGCGACAAAAACUCAGCAUCAUACCGAAAAUGUAGGACCGGUAGUGUUCGAGAGGCUUCUGGGGCCAGACCGCGGCAUCGCUAUAUACGGCCUAAACAGUCCUAAAGACAGGAAUGCGCUUGGGUUCGGCCUCCUGGACGCGAUGAAAGAAGUCAACCAGAUCAUUCGAGAAGACACCAAAUUGUCGGUCGUUAUACUACACAGCUUGGUUCCCGGCAUAUUCUGCGCCGGGGCCAAUCUAAAGGAGCGUUUCAAGAUGUCAGAUGAUGAAGUGGCGAAGUUUGUUCGUGGUCUCAGAGGAACCUUCAUCGAGAUUGAAGACCUACCGAUGCCUACUAUCGCGGCUAUAGAGGGUGUUGCUGUUGGCGGCGGCCUGGAGCUUGCGCUCGCGUGUGACAUCAGGAUAGCUGCGGAGACUGCAAAACUUGGACUGGUGGAGACUGGCAGAGGCCUUAUACCCGGCGCAGGAGGCACGCAGAGACUCCCGAGGGCAGUGCACUUGCCGAUCGCCAAAGAGUUGAUUUAUACCUCAAGGGUCGUCGGCGGGAAGGAGGCAAAAGAAUUGGGAAUAGUAAACCAUGUGGUGCCUCAGAACAGCGCUAACAAUGCAGCGUUUGAGAAGGCGCUUACAUUAGCGAGGGAGAUCAUCCCCAAUGCGCCCAUAGCAUUGCGCUGCGCCAAACAAGCCAUCAACGAGGGGAUCCAGCUCAGCAUCAAGGACGGUUACGAGGUCGAGCAGAAGUGUUACGAGAUCAACAUCCCCACCAAGGACAGACAGGAGGGCAUGAUCUCAUUCAUGGAGAAGAGGAAGCCGAUUUACGAAGGGCAUUAGAUGUCUGCACUUGUUUAUAGAGCUUACAUGAGCUUUAAAUGAAGUAAUUUUGUAAUAAUUGUGUCAAACAUAUCAAGAAAAUAUUACAAGGGUAUAAUAUCAUAGCUAUAAUUAAUGGUUAUGAACUAUAUGAACAAUGAAUAGGGUACUUUCCUUAUGCUAUUUCUUUUAUAAUAUUUUAUACGCAAUAGUAAAUAGUAUUCGAUGAAGUACAAAUAUGGUUCAUUUUCAAAUGAUAAAAUGAUGACCAAGAAUAGGCGCGUUAUGAUAACAUCUCGCUAUCUCCCUCAUAUCGCCGCACAAUAAUGAAAAUGACGUCAUUGCUGCAAUAUUGCAUUUCUUAUUAGUUACUUGACAUCUUUACCUCCAGCAGAUUAGACAUAGAUUUGUGGAAUUUUUAAAAUUAUAUUUCACGAUUCAGAUUUAGGCAAUAAAUGGCCAAGUUUUAUAAUAAUUGUUAACAAGAUUCACCUUUAUAUUAAUUCCAACAUGUUAAUAAAUAUUAUAUUAUUGCAUUACACAGCUAUGAUAUUUGUUUGUAAGUUUACGUUUUUUUUGCAUUUCUUAAACCUUUUUGAGGUAUUUGGGUGGGGUAUAUUAUUUUUACUGCUCAUACAUUCACAAUGUUGUAACUAGUAUCUAUGCUAAUACAAAUCACAAUGAUGAAGCAAAAUAUGUCUCUACCAAAAACAAAAUACUUUUAUUUACCUAUACUAAUAUAAUACAUAUAAUGUAAUCUAAAAGCAUUUAUAAAAUAAAUAUAUACAAGUUUUAUAUCCUUAGUAUGCAAUAUAUGCACUAUACAUUUGAAUAUAUUUUUUUAAUUUACAACUUCACAAUUCAUGGGCGAAGCCCAUGUUCAGCAGUGGAUAUCCUGCGGCUGAUGAUAAUGAUACAAUCUAGAGUAUCCCCUUAUAAACUUCAAAUACUAAGUAUUCUCAUUCAAAAGCGUUUAAUAUUUUGAAUUGGUGGAUGACUUUACAUGUUUUUGAUACUAUUUUAUUUGUUAAUUUUAAAUUGCAUUCAUUACAUUUGUCAGAAAUACUAGUUUUAUCAGAUGGUAUGUUGAUACCAUCUAAUUGUGAAUAACAUCAAGGAGAGACUAAUGUGUGCUUUGUUACAUUUAUGACUGUUUUACUUCCAUUAUAUGAUAUUCUUAUACACCAAUUAUUAUUUUGAUAUAUAUAUUUUUAUUAUUUGAUAAUUUUCCUACGAUGUAUUCAAUGAAACUGUUUGUGGUAUGUUAAUAAACGAUUUUGUUAAAAUGA
Messenger RNA from Manduca sexta (tobacco hornworm), 2278 nucleotides. RefSeq names its product enoyl-CoA hydratase domain-containing protein 2, mitochondrial. The record is from RefSeq and is a predicted model, not a curated record. NCBI's taxonomy places the organism in Eukaryota, Metazoa, Arthropoda, Insecta, Lepidoptera, Sphingidae. Gene Ontology annotation, cellular component: mitochondrion. Bases 117 to 1010 code for a protein of 297 amino acids. Gene Ontology annotation, molecular function: enoyl-CoA hydratase activity. Gene Ontology annotation, biological process: fatty acid beta-oxidation. The transcript is spliced from 3 exons.